CCAUCUCAUUUUCUCGCUAGCCAUACAGAAAGUGCAGUGGAAAAACCCUUUGCGAAUGGAAGAAAAUCCCUCGACACCAGCUAGUGGUCCUAAAACGACACAGGAUUUAGCAGCAGAAGGACUGAAGCAUCUAGAAGAGACGAUAGAUGCUGCUUUCCAAAUCCUCUCUUCCAUGAACGACGAGCUCUGCAACCCAGCUCUCUGGUCCCCCACUCCUUCAACGAAUGCCGUCACUACAUCUAACGGACCUUCUUCUCUCUCAAACGGUGCCAUGAUUGCCAACGGAGAUGCAGCUUCUAAUGGUGGGCAUCACUCAGAUAUCGGUGGCAUUGGGGGAAGUGGCAGUGGGGCUCUUGAUGAUGCUCGCUUCAGGUAUAAGAACUCCGUUGCCUCGCUUCGUGCUGUGCUUGCUGCAAUUCCCAAUUCUCAGAAGGCAAAAGCGUUUGAAACAGGUUCAGCUGACAGCAGUCCAGCUGAUCAAGCUGAAAUUGAGAAAUUGGAGGAGCAAGCUUCUAAUCUAAGAAAGGACCUCGCAAACAAGAAUGAAUAUCUCAAGCUCCUCAUAGAUCAGCUUCGGGAACUUAUUACAGACGUAUCCACAUGGCAAAGUCCGUGUUCUGUCCGAAGUUGAGAAAUAGAGAUCUUGCUUGGAGAAAAGGAUGCCUAAGAAGAUGGUGAUGGAUGCAGAUAUCCACAUCACAUGAUAAUGCUUCUAUCCCAACAUGAAAUAUCAUUCUUUGUAAUGUUAGUAUCCAUUCACUGCAGAUGCCUUUCAUCAAGCAUAAGAUGGCAGUUAAAGAUAAAGGAGCAUUAUUGUAGUAACCCUUGAACGAAAAUUUCCCGUCUUAUUGUGCAUUCAGUGUGACAUCACAGACUGAGUCAUAUUUUGAAACAAUGUCCAGCGUAUGGUAUCCGGAUGUUUUUAACAGUUAUUCAUGAUAUUAAUUC
Molecule: messenger RNA, 948 nt
Organism: Rubroshorea leprosula
Lineage: Eukaryota; Viridiplantae; Streptophyta; Magnoliopsida; Malvales; Dipterocarpaceae
Source: the annotation of a GenBank genome assembly